Molecule: messenger RNA, 1607 nt
Organism: Mastomys coucha (southern multimammate mouse)
Lineage: Eukaryota; Metazoa; Chordata; Mammalia; Rodentia; Muridae
Product: tetratricopeptide repeat protein 30A2-like
Exons: 2
Coding region: 60-1136 (358 amino acids)
Biological process (GO): intraciliary transport
Cellular component (GO): axonemal microtubule; intraciliary transport particle B
Molecular function (GO): protein binding; intraciliary transport particle B binding
Source: RefSeq, a predicted model, not a curated record
AGACUUCCGUUUCCGUUGGCUUGUUGCCCUGGGAACAGGCACACUCAAUCUUGACAGUUAUGGCAGGGCUGAGCAGCUCUCAGAUCCCCGACGGUGAGUUCACAGCGGUGGUGUACAGGCUCAUCCGAGACUCCCGCUACUCAGAGGCAGUGCAGCUGCUGAGCGCAGAGCUGCAGAGAAGCUCCCGCAGCCGCGCAGGGCUGUCGCUGCUGGCCUACUGCUACUACCGCCUGCAGGAGUUCGAGCUCGCUGCAGAGUGCUAUGAGCAGCUGAGCCAGAUGCACCCAGAACUCGAGCAGUACCGCCUGUACCAGGCCCAGGCGCUGUACAAAGCCUGCCUGUAUCCAGAGGCCACCCGUGUCGCCUUCCUCCUGGACAACCCCACCUUCUAUAGCAGGGUCCUUCGUUUACAAGCCGCUAUCAAGUACAGUGAAGGUGACCUCCCAGGAGCCAGGAGCCUGGUGGAGCAGCUGCUGAGUGGAGAAGCUGGAGAAGACAGUGGAGGGGAGAAUGACCCAGAUGGUUUGGUCAACAUGGGUUGUCUCCUCUACAAAGAGGGACACUAUGAAGCUGCCUGCUCCAAGUUCUUUUUGGCUUUGCAAGCUUCUGGCUACCAGCCCGAUGUAUCUUACAACCUAGCUUUAGCUUGUUACAACAACAGGCACUAUGCCCCAGCGCUGAAGCAUAUUGCCAAUAUCAUUGAGCGUGGCAUCCGUCAACACCCAGAACUAGGUGUGGGCAUGACCACGGAAGGCAUUGAUGUUCGAAGUGUUGGCAACACUGUAGUCCUUCACCAGACUGCUCUGGUCGAAGCCUUCAACCUCAAGGCAGCCAUAGAGUACCAACUGAGAAACUUUGAGGCAGCCCAGGAAGCCCUCACUGACAUGCCACCCAGAGCAGAGGAAGAGUUGGACCCCGUGACCCUGCACAACCAACAUACAAUCAUGCUGAGGGACAGUGUCAUUCAAGAAUGUGUCCAGUUUCUAGAGCACUGUGAAAUUUUUGGCAGAAACAUUCCAGCUGUUAUAGAACAGCCCUUGGAGGAAGAAAGAAUGCACAUUGGGAAAAAUACAGUCACAUAUGAGUCCAGACAGUUGAAAGCUUUGAUUUAUGAGAUCAUAGGGUGGAAUAUGUAGUCACUUGUAAAAAGGUCAUUAGAAAGGCUUUUGAGAAUCUAUAUUUCUCUUUUUCUGUAUUUUCCUGUGCCUUUUUAUUUCUUUUUUGUUUGUUUCUGGUUUGCCUCUGUAUACUUAACACAGUGACAGCCUUUCCACCUUGGUAGCCUUGAUAUAUAUAUAAUAUAUAAUAUAUAUAGCCUUUAUAUAUAUAAUUAUAGGUUCCGGCCUUUUUACUACUCGACACAUUCCGCAGUUGCUGCAGUAGCAUCUCUGUAGAUAAAGAAGCUCUGAGUACCUCUUAGAAUUUCGGCUUUGUGCUGUAAAGGGGACUAAGCAUUACUCAGUUACUGGUAUACACUCUUGCUGCCACUGCCUCGUAGACCCAGGUGCUGGAACACAACAAACCAUCUCUCCAUUAGCAAAGAGAAACAGAAGGCCCACUUCGUUCUCUUGAUAGGCCGUGCUACUCAAUAAAUAUUCUUAACCAUA